AUGAGUCCAAAUAACUCUAAACGUGAGACCGACGUCGAGUCAGACGGCGAUCAAAUGAAGGAUGACCCUGAUGCUACGGGCCGCUCUGGUCGGAUUACCUUUGAGGAAGCCACCUCUGCGGAGGGCCUUCGGUCUAUCUACCAACCGACUCAUCUCUCCCGAACUCGCUCCAUCAGCCGUGAUACCAUCCGCAGCAGCCACAGCAGCAUCCAGGGCGGAGCUACGCUGCCCAUAGAGUUCCGGACUCUGUCUAUACAUGUUUCGGAGUCUCAACAAGCCCCGAAACAGAUCAUCAACGACCCCACAAAAGAGAAGCACCCACAACAAGACUACUUUGAGAACUUGGACUUUCACAUCGUCUCCCCUGAGAGAUUGUGCCAGGAGUUCAAUGUCGACCAACGUACUGGACUCACCUCUACCUCUGCUGCUACUCGCUUACAGAGAGAUGGAAAGAACGUCAUCGCACACCACAGAGAGAAUUAUCUCAAAAAGAUCUUUUUCUAUGUCUUCGGUGGCUUUUGCUCCGUUCUUUGGGUGGGUGUGGUCAUCUUCUUCGUCUGCUGGAAACCCCUCAGCAAUCCUCCUUCCGCUCAGAACCUCGCUAUGGCUGUUCUCAUUCUUAUCGUUAUUGCUCUCCAAGCAAGCUUCUCGGCCUUUCAAGAUUGGUCCACGGCCCGGGUCAUGAAUUCAAUUCUAGGCCUGCUCCCCGCAGAAGCGAUGGUCAUGCGUGAUGAGAAGCUGGUUCAGAUACCCGCCGCUGACCUCGUCGCUGGAGACAUUGUCCACAUUGGAAUUGGUAACAAGGUCCCGGCCGAUAUGCGCAUUCUUCAAAGCUCAGGUGAUGUCCGAUUCGACCGGGCAAUCUUGACUGGCGAGUCAGACGAGGUUGAAGGCGCCAUCGAGUGCACCGAGAUCAACUUCUUGGAGACUCGAAACAUUGCCCUCAUGGGAACAGGUGUGACAAAUGGAAACGCCGUUGGUGUCGUCGUCUUGACAGGAUCUCGCUCGGUGAUGGGUCGCAUUGCCUCAGUCACAGCCGGCGUCAAGCAAAAGAAAACUUUGAUCCAACGUGAGAUCAAUCGCUUCGUCACCAUCAUCGUGGUCCUAACGGUCUGUCUGGCGCUACUGAUUCUGUUCACUUGGCUGGGCUGGUUGCGGAAAGAUCACCCGUCCUACAUGAGUGUGGUCGCCAUGCUGAACAAUGUCAUGGGAUGUGUUGUGGCCUUCAUUCCCGAGGGAGUGCCUGUCGCCGUCGCCUUGACUCUCAUGAUGAUCGCAAAACGCAUGAAGAAGACCAACAUUUUGCCCAAGGGUCUCGCAACCGUUGAGACUUUGGGUUGUGUGAACGUGCUCUGUUCUGACAAGACUGGUACCCUCACCCAGAACCGCAUGUUUGUCAAGUCUCUUGGAAUGGUCGAUUGGGAAUACAACCUUGAAGACCUGGCUCCCGGCGAGUUCGGCACAGUUGACCUCCCCGAUGGACUGCGUGACAUGGUCCGCGCAUCAGUUCUAUGCAAUGACGCUAUCUACGAUCCAACAACCAUGAACAAACCUGUCCAUGAACGAACUGUCCAUGGCAAUGCAACUGAUGCAGCUGUUCUGCGAUUUGCGGAUAGUGUGGGCAUGACUUCACCCAAAGCAUUAGCUGGAUAUGAUCGAGUCCACCAGAUUCCUUUUAACUCCAAGAACAAGUGGAUGCUCACUAUGCACUGUGAGCCGGGCUCGAGCAGUGAAUAUAACCUCUAUGUCAAGGGAGCUCCCGACGUGCUUCUAGAUCGUUGCUCUACCUACUGGUCAGCAGUUCACAAUGCAAUUCGUCCGCUGGACCUCGAGGCUCGUGAACGGUUCUCGAACUUUCAGGCCAAGCUAUCUCGUCGCGCAGAGCGGGUGAUUGUCAUCUGUCAACGUCGUUAUGCCCCUCGCUCUGCUCCUGGCUCCAACGACUUCAGCGAUGAAAUAAUGGAGUCUGGUGUGAAAGAUCUCACUGUUCUUGGUAUCUUUGGAAUUGUUGACCCACCACGUGAGGAGACAGCUCGAACAGUCGCUUCUUGUCGCAAAGCAGGCAUUCGCUUCUUUAUGGUGACUGGUGACUUUGGAUUGACUGCCGCUGCCAUCGCUCGAGAGAUCGGAAUCUACAAUGGAAGUGUCGAGCCUGAUACCGUUGACGACCUCGGGGAUGGUCUUGAUCCUUCAAUGGAGAUCAAAAUACCAAAGUCCCGCCAGAGCUUACUUCUUGAAGGCCCCAGCUUGUCAUCUCUGACGUUGGAGAAUUGGGAGACAGUCUGCGGCUACGAUGAGAUUGUAUUUGCCCGCACUACUCCCGAGCAGAAGCUUCGCAUUGUGAAGGAACUUCAGGCCCGUGGCUGUGUCGUAGCCGUGACAGGUGAUGGUGUCAACGAUGCCCCAGCACUGCGCCAAGCAGACGUUGGCAUCGCCGUUGGAUCUGGCAGCGAUGUUGCAAUUGAAGCCGCUGAUCUUGUCCUCCUCGAGCGCUUCGACUCUAUCAUCGAAGCUAUCCGCCUUGGCCGCUUGGUCUUCCAGAACCUGCAGAAGGUCAUCGCCUACCUGCUGCCCGCAGGUAGUUGGUCUGAGAUCUGGCCUGUCCUCAUGAAUGUCUUCUUCGGCUGUCCUGUACCUCUCAGCACUUUCCUCAUGAUCAUCGUCUGUGUGUUCACUGAUCUGUUCCUAUCCCUCUCCCUCAUCAUGGAGAAAGAAGAAUUCGAUCUCCUAAGCCUACCCCCACGCCGUCCAACAAAGGACCACCUCAUCAACCUCCGUAUCUACGGACAGUCAUACCUCUUCGUCGGUGUCAUGGAAGCAUUCAGCGCCCACGCGAUGUUUUUCCUGUACAUGUGGCGCCACGCCGGCAUCCCCUUCUCCGACCUAAUCUUCGCCUUCGAGAACUACGGCGAAGGCUUCCACGGCUACACCGCAGACGAGCUGAACCACUUCAUCAGCGUGGGUCAGUGUGUCUACUUCGUCACCUUGGUCAUCAUGCAAUGGGGCAACGUGCUAUCCGUCCGCAGCAAACGGAUGUCCAUCCUCCAAGCUGACCCCAUUCGACCUGCGCGUCGCAACCCAUGGCUGCCUCUCGCUAUUCUCAUCUCCCUCGUCAUUGCCAUCUUUGUCACGGAGGUUCCUGGGAUCCAGAACAUCUUCAGCACGGCUUCUGUUCCCAUCGAGUUCUGGCUUAUCCCGCUUGGUCUUGCUAUGGGUGUGCUCUGUAUGGAUGAGUUGCGCAAGGUUCUUGUGAGACUCUUCCCCAAGGGUCCUGUCGCUUGGGCUGCAUGGUGA
Messenger RNA from Penicillium brevicompactum, 3294 nucleotides. RefSeq names its product cation-translocating P-type ATPase. The transcript has a single exon. The record is from RefSeq and is a predicted model, not a curated record. The coding region runs from base 1 to 3294 and encodes 1097 amino acids. NCBI's taxonomy places the organism in Eukaryota, Fungi, Ascomycota, Eurotiomycetes, Eurotiales, Aspergillaceae. Gene Ontology annotation, biological process: proton transmembrane transport; intracellular sodium ion homeostasis; potassium ion import across plasma membrane. Gene Ontology annotation, cellular component: membrane. Gene Ontology annotation, molecular function: ATP hydrolysis activity; P-type sodium:potassium-exchanging transporter activity; ATP binding.